AUGAGUACUCAUUCUCAAUCCCCUGAACCAUCUGCCCCACUUUCCAGUCAAACCAAGCACCAUGGGUCCGGGAGGCAUUGGACCGAUGAAGAAAGUGCUCUAAUGGAAAAACAUCGGGAGGAGUACAGAGACGCCAACGACGCUGCUCGUGCUGAGAUAUUUUCUCGAGUUUUGCAAGACAUGCUCGACAUACUCCCCAAUGGAAAAUCGUUCAAGAAGGAAGAAAGAUCAGCUGUUAAAAAAGAUAUUAAAGAGUGGUUUGCCCGGUACAGUCGUAAGAGAAGUCAGAAAAUGCCGAGGAUGGGAAAGUCGUGGCACGCCCAGCAUGUGUUCCAGCAUGAGAACAAGGACGCUAUCGAUACCGAAGCGAAAAGGCUUUGUGCCGAAGCCAUUGAAGAGGGACAAAAGAGGCCUAAAGGGGGAGAUCCCACUCAUUUUGAUUUUCGGGAGCGGGUCGUGACUCAAAUGAUGGGAAAACUGAAGAAAAGGGAGAAAGACGUACUGCAGAGGACGGCCGAGGAGUACAACAAGAAGGGAGUUGACCCGGAACUCAAGUCCAAACUGGCUGUAAAGAACUGCACGGCUCGGAUGCAUGCAUUUUCCAAGGAACUUUAUGACACAAUGGGUGUCCGGGUCUUUAUCUUAGGAUGUUAUCUGAAGCCCGAUGGUAAUUUGGACGUCUCGACGUACGACUUCAAUCAAGAACUCGGGAAUGGGAAAGACUUUAUUGAUAACCAUAGCCAGACUUUCCAUGAGGAAGGAAUAUCGGAUUUGGAUGUGGACAAGCCGGCCAAGAAACGAACCGAACAGUUUUCUAAGGAUGACUGGACUCCUGAUCGGGAUGGCUCCGAUGACGAUGGAGAAGACUUGGACGUGGAGAAACCAACCAAGAAACCAACCAAACAGCAUGACGAACAUCGUGAGGAUGGCUCCGAUGAUAGUGACUCAGACUCCGAUAAUGGUCAAGAGAGGCCAAAGCAGGAUACUCUGACCGAGCCCACAGUGAAACCUAGCAGGGUCAACCCGACCUUGGAAGAGGAUAGAGACUCGGGAUCAGAUUUGGGCUCAGACGAUGCUACGAUCACUGUAGAUACCAGCCCCGAGCUUCAGCCUCGGUACAACGACACCCGGGCUCUCUCCCAUGAAGUACCAUCAGACACUGAGGUCUUGGCUGAUGAUACAUUUUGGGAAGCUGACCUGGGCUGUGGGGUGGAGUCGGCCGAUCGAGCGAAGAAGAGAAAAUUCACUGAUGAGGAGGAUACACCCUGCAAGUUUCCUCAGUUAGAGAAGGGUUACAAACUUGGCCCGAGGAGUGCCCGACCAGGCAAAGUCAAAUGCCGAGCUGCCUCGGCUGUUAUCCAAGCCACUGUCAAACCAGCUCAAGCAACCAAUCUGAGGUCGGACACAACCAAAGCUUCGAAUAGCUUUGAUUUCACUAAGUCAAGUGGUGUCAACGCAAAACGACCAGUCCCUUCAAAACAAAAGGAGUCAGAGGCCGGUCCCAGUCGGCAACCAUCUAUUGAUGUCCCCACCAAGCCAAAACCAAAACCUCAUCCUAUCAUUAAAGGCAAGGUUUCUACAGGGGAACUCGGUAUAGUAACCCGAGAACGGUCGAAAAAGAUUGCUGAAGAAAGUGUUCGUUCCACCUGGUCCAAGAAAGUUUCAUUCGUCAGUUAA
Messenger RNA from Laccaria bicolor S238N-H82, 1677 nucleotides. RefSeq lists its product as uncharacterized. The transcript has 4 exons. NCBI's taxonomy places the organism in Eukaryota, Fungi, Basidiomycota, Agaricomycetes, Agaricales, Hydnangiaceae. The record is from RefSeq and is a predicted model, not a curated record. The coding region runs from base 1 to 1677 and encodes 558 amino acids.